Chara braunii is the source of this 2796-nucleotide messenger RNA. NCBI's taxonomy places the organism in Eukaryota, Viridiplantae, Streptophyta, Charophyceae, Charales, Characeae. The record is from the annotation of a GenBank genome assembly.
UGAUAGGGAUGCAAGGAGAGGAAAGUCCAUGUGGUACGCCCCAACAACUUUUGUAAAGGUUGAUGGGUUGGUGUUGAAACAUUUCAUUGAAGAAGACUCAUGGGGAGAAAGGAAUGGAGAAUGGAUGGAAGAGUUGGCUCUGGCUGAAACCUACAGACUGACUGACGAUCCAGUAACAAUUGAGGUAGGAACGAAGUCAAUAGAUCAACACCUGCUGACAAUGGGGAGAAUACACUAUCUCGUCAACUCACUAUUACAAGUACAGGCUGACAAUAAGGAAGAGGUAGUAAAGGCAGACGAGAUAAUGUUGGGGGAUGAUUUCGAAUUUGAUAAAGAGAUGCAAGGAGAAGAGUUUGAACAAGGAGAGAUCUCGGAGGAUUUUCGGGAAGAAGAAUAUGAUGGGUUCCACCUAGAAAUGAGACUUAUUUUCUCGGGGUAUAAACGUGAAAGAGAUGUUGAUAAGAAAACUCUUCGUAUGAGAGAUCAUUACUUAGUGAGGGGAGGUCAUCUCUUCAUCAGGGACAAAAGGGGACCUCCUAGGAGAGUCAUUUGUGGCAGGAAUCGGCAGAUCGAUGUGAUAACAACGCUUCAUGAUGGACCCGUAGGAGGUCACAAAAGUUUUGCCACUACCAUCAAGAAGGUGACCGAGCUAUACUUUUGGGAGGGCAUGUACGGAAUGAUCCGAAAGUACUGCGAAUCGUGCGUUCUCUGCCAAAUCAGAUCUCCAAUCAGGUGCAAGGAACCCCUACAUCCGAGAUAUAUCAAGGAUGUGGGGGCAGUGAUCCAUCUGGAUCUCCUUGCAAUGCCAUUGGGACUUGGAGUCUAUAACUAUAUCUUUGAUGCGCGAGAUAACCUUACAGGAUUUGUUGAUGGAAAGGCCAUCCGAACCAAGACAGGAGCAGUCUUGGCAGAUUGCAUCAAAGAAUAUUACCUCCGGUAUCCUUUCGUUGUGGAGCUUACAAUAGAUAGGGGGUCUGAGUUUAUGUGUGGGGAAGUGAAAGAGUUGUUGGACAACCUAGGAAUUAUUGUCAAGUACACGACCAGAGCACAUCCGCAAGCGAACGCACCGGUUGAAAGAGGGCACAGUACGAUCACCAAUUUGCUGGCGAAGUGGACAACAGGGAAGCCAAACCUGUGGCCCAAGUUCCUAAGAACGGUGUUUUUUGUCGAGAACAUCACAGUCAAGAGAAUCACAGGUUAUGCCCCUGCAACCCUGUGGUAUGGAAGGCAUGCCACGUUUCCUAUAGAGAGUUUCUUAAAGACGUGGCGAAGGCAGGAUCUCGAGAAUGAUAUGCCUCUGGAGGAAUUGCUUGACAUCAGGGCCAGGCAGGCAACCAUGACACAGAAGGGAGGGAUGACGGGUCCUUCCAGGAUAAUUCAUGGAAGAGAAGGGCGAAAAAAGAUGCAGCUGGUAAUGAAGGACUCCAAAGGAAUGUCUGUCUACAAAGAAGAGGACAAUCUUAGGAUCUUCCUGAGAGAAUUCGAGGAGCAUGCCUUCAGAAGAGAGUGGAGUACUCGGACCAUGCUCGAACAGGUGGCAGGACUGGGGGAGUGCAAUGAAGUGAUAGAUGAGGUUGCCUUGGAAUGUUUGGGAUGGUUGGAUUUCAAGGCUGGUAUGUGGGCGAAAUAUGGGGACUUGGCAAGGGAUGAGAUCGAAGAUGACAUCAGUUUCGAUGACACAAACUUGGAAGAUUUUGAGGACAGCAUCAACCUUUGUUCAGAGAAAAGGAGGUGGGGUGAACGGAAGAUGAUGGAGCAAGUGAUGAGGAGGAUAGCACCAAGGGAGUAUGAGGCGGUGAAGAGGAUCAAGGAGGAGUCAGACACCAGGGGGAGCUUCCUUGUCAAGAUGAGAAAGGCCUAUCCCUUGGAGGUGCAGAGACAGAAGAAGAAACAGUUACUUCAAGAGCAGGGAUUGUGGAUUGGCAAGAGGGGAGAGAGGAUAGAAAGGAGAGCUCAAAAGGAAAAUAGGAAAAAUAUCACGACCUCUCAGCAGGGGAAUGAUGAGGACAGAGCUCAAGGUGGAGAUGAUUCAAUAAAAGAAGACAAGACACAAAUUGAAGAGCAUGAUGGUAAGGAAGUAGAAGGCAAUGGCAAGGCAGGAGAGGUGAAAAAGGGAGACGAGAAGGUGAAGGGAAAGGAGAAGGACAGUGAGGAGAAUGAAAUGGCAGGACCUUCUGGAACUGCAGAAGAGCCUACUUCCAAUGAGCCACCAAAGGAACGAGGCUCAAGGAGAUGGACAAAGGAAAAGAGGCAGAGAAAAGAAAAAGAAAACAGGGAAUGCAGGAAUUGGGUUGUGACCUCGUUAAGAGAAAAUGAGUUGCCUUCAGACGCACACUGGAGCUUGAAAUUGGAAAGGAAGAUAGUCUCUGAAACCGUAAUCAGCUCCAAGCUAGCAACUGGUGUGGACAGAUUGAUCAGGUUGAAUCAGCUACUCAGGGACGAUUGUGAAUGGAUCCUUGAGGGGGAAGCAGAAGUAGAAAGCAGGUUGAGAAAAGUGGUGGAAGAAAAGAGAAAGGAAUUAGAAGUUCUCAUUCAGGAACUUCAGGACAGGAUGAAGGAAAAAACAGAAUUAUUCACACAGGGAGUAGCAAGCCAUGUCCAUGAAAUCCUGAAGGAAAUUCAGAGGUUGAGGGCAAGAGAAGAAAAAAGGGACCUGCAGUAGGCAAAGGUGGAAAAAGAGAUGGAAAGUUUGAACACAGAAAUGGAAAAGGCAAGGAUUGAACGAGGAAAGCUGGAAUUGAAGGUGGAGGCACUAAGCAUUGCUCUUGAAAAUAAGAGUAAAGAGGCGGAGACAGA